Molecule: messenger RNA, 2894 nt
Organism: Carlito syrichta (Philippine tarsier)
Lineage: Eukaryota; Metazoa; Chordata; Mammalia; Primates; Tarsiidae
Gene: KAT2A
Product: lysine acetyltransferase 2A
Exons: 18
Biological process (GO): positive regulation of transcription by RNA polymerase II; chromatin remodeling
Cellular component (GO): histone acetyltransferase complex; nucleus
Molecular function (GO): histone H3 acetyltransferase activity; protein binding
Source: RefSeq, a predicted model, not a curated record
AUGAAGUCGCAGUUGAGGACCUGGAAGAGUCCUCCCAGCACGCAGGGACAGGCGGGGUCCUCCUGUCCCCUUUCCCUCCGGUGCCGCCUUCCCCCAGCCGGGAGCGCAGGGACUGGGGGGCCCGGUGUAGGAAUUGGGGGGACCGGGGGCGGGGGGGAUCCGGCUCGACCUGGCCUGAGCCAGCAGCAGCGCGCCAGCCAGCGGAAGGCGCAAGUCCGGGGACUGCCGCGCGCCAAGAAGCUUGAGAAGCUAGGGGUCUUCUCGGCUUGCAAGGCCAAUGAAACCUGUAAGUGCAAUGGCUGGAAAAACCCCAAGCCCCCCACUGCACCCCGCAUGGACCUGCAGCAGCCAGCUGCCAACCUGAGCGAGCUGUGUCGCAGCUGCGAGCAUCCCUUGGCUGACCACGUGUCCCACUUGGAGAACGUGUCAGAAGAUGAGAUCAACCGGCUGCUGGGCAUGGUGGUGGACGUGGAGAAUCUGUUCAUGUCUGUUCACAAGGAGGAGGACACGGACACCAAGCAGGUCUAUUUCUACCUCUUCAAGCUCCUGCGGAAAUGCAUCCUGCAGAUGACCCGGCCCGUGGUGGAGGGGUCUCUGGGCAGUCCCCCAUUUGAAAAGCCUAACAUUGAACAGGGAGUCCUGAACUUUGUGCAGUACAAGUUUAGCCACCUGGCCCCGCGGGAACGGCAGACCAUGUUCGAGCUCUCCAAGAUGUUCCUGCUGUGCCUUAACUACUGGAAACUCGAGACGCCCGCCCAAUUUCGGCAGAGGUCCCAGGCCGAAGACGUGGCCACCUACAAGGUCAAUUACACCAGGUGGCUCUGCUACUGCCACGUGCCCCAGAGCUGCGAUAGCCUCCCCCGCUACGAAACCACUCACGUGUUUGGGCGAAGCCUCCUGCGGUCCAUUUUCACUGUGACCCGCCGGCAGCUGCUGGAAAAGUUCCGUGUGGAGAAGGACAAGCUGGUGCCCGAGAAGAGGACCCUCAUCCUCACUCACUUCCCCAAGUUCCUGUCCAUGUUGGAGGAAGAGAUCUAUGGGGCGAACUCUCCGAUCUGGGAGUCAGGCUUCACCAUGCCGCCCUCAGAGGGGACGCAGCUGGUGCCCCGGCCGGCCACAGUCAGUGCUGCGGUGGUUCCCAGCGCCCCCAUCUUCAGCCCCGCCAUGGGCGGGGGCAGCAACACCUCCCUGAGUCUGGAUUCCACAGGGGCCGAGCCCAUGCCUGGCGAGAAGAGGAAGCUCCCAGAUAACCUGACCCUGGAGGAUGCCAAGCGGCUCCGUGUGAUGGGUGACAUCCCUAUGGAGCUGGUCAACGAGGUCAUGCUGACCAUCACCGACCCUGCUGCCAUGCUGGGACCCGAGACAAGCCUGCUGUCAGCCAACGCAGCCCGGGACGAGACAGCCCGCCUGGAGGAGCGCCGUGGCAUCAUCGAGUUCCAUGUCAUCGGCAACUCGCUGACACCCAAGGCCAACCGGCGCGUGCUGCUCUGGCUGGUGGGGCUCCAGAAUGUCUUCUCACACCAGCUGCCGCGCAUGCCCAAGGAGUACAUCGCCCGCCUCGUCUUUGACCCGAAACACAAGACGCUGGCCUUGAUCAAGGACGGGCGUGUCAUCGGUGGGAUUUGCUUCCGCAUGUUUCCCACCCAGGGCUUCACGGAGAUUGUCUUCUGUGCCGUCACCUCAAAUGAGCAGGUCAAGGGCUACGGGACCCACUUGAUGAACCACCUGAAGGAAUACCACAUCAAACACAGCAUCCUUUACUUCCUCACCUAUGCCGACGAGUACGCCAUUGGCUACUUCAAAAAGCAGGGCUUCUCCAAGGACAUCAAGGUACCUAAGAGCCGCUACCUGGGCUACAUCAAGGACUACGAGGGCGCCACGCUGAUGGAGUGUGAGCUGAACCCCCGGAUUCCCUACACGGAGCUGUCCCACAUCAUCAAGAAGCAGAAGGAGGUCGUGUGUGCAUCUGUAGGGCUUUUCAUGGGCUUUUUCUUUUUUUGAGUCGGAGUCUCACUCUGUCGCCCAGGCUGGAGAGAGACAGGCUGGAAGCCACUGGGGAAGGAGAAGGGGAAGGAGCUGAAGGACCCCGACCAGCUCUACACAACCCUCAAAAACCUGCUGGCCCAGAUCAAGUCACACCCCAGUGCCUGGCCCUUCAUGGAGCCCGUGAAGAAGUCGGAGGCCCCUGACUACUAUGAGGUCAUCCGCUUCCCCAUCGACCUGAAGACCAUGACCGAGCGGUUGCGAAGCCGCUAUUACGUGACCCGGAAGCUCUUUGUGGCCGACCUGCAGCGAGUCAUCGCCAACUGCCGCGAAUAUAACCCUCCAGACAGCGAGUACUGCCGCUGUGCCAGCGCCCUGGAGAAGUUCUUCUACUUCAAGCUCAAGGAGGGCGGGCUCAUUGAUAAGUAGGCCCCGGUCCUGACCUGGGAUGUCUCCACGUCAGAUCUUGAUCCUCUGGGAUGCCCUGGCCCCCAUUCCGACUCCCAGCUUGAGAUGCUCCAACCAGGGGCCCUCCCGCCCUGACCCUGCAGCCUGGCUGGGACGCUCAGGCACCCCAAGCCUGUGGCUCGGUCCCAACUUUCACCAUGUCUGAGAGACCUCCGGGGUCAGGGGCCCAGGCCUCUAGAGUGGCUGGUGACCAGAGGGUGAGCCCUGCCCAGCCCCGGUGGCUAGGAGUCCUGGGCCUGGCCCCGGUGGCUGUUUCCUGAAGGCCAGGACCGCUCUUUUAGUUCAAGUGAGUGGGCUUCGGGGCUGGAAGUUCAGUCCGGACUGAAGGGGGCAUGCCUUGCCCUGCACUGUUCUGUCUGUCCCCCGGGGGUGGGGGGCACAGGGACCAUUCAUUCCCUGGCAUUAAUCCCUUGGAGGGAACAAUAAAGCUCUUUUGUUUUCUC